This is a messenger RNA of Solea solea (common sole), 7529 nucleotides long. RefSeq names its product family with sequence similarity 13 member B (gene fam13b). Lineage: Eukaryota; Metazoa; Chordata; Actinopteri; Pleuronectiformes; Soleidae. The transcript has 24 exons. Bases 465 to 3638 code for a protein of 1057 amino acids. The record is from RefSeq and is a predicted model, not a curated record. Gene Ontology annotation, biological process: signal transduction.
UUUUGGCAGGUUCGUCCUCGGAGGGUGUGUGUGUAUGUGUCUGUGUAGACCGAUUUGAUCAGCGACGACCUGCAAACAGGCACCCGACUCAGUCCGAGCAAAAGAAGGGAAGAAAAAAACCCAGGAACAGCACUAAUUUCGACUGUUUGCAAUGUUCCCGACGACAUUUCUACACCUCCAGCUUUAAUCCUGUCGAAGUUGUCCGGACAUCGGCUUCAAAAAACCGAAGAAGAAAUUAAUGCGUCUUGCUCCGCGUUCCUGUUUGUUUUGACCUGCUACUAGGGAAUCCUGCUCGAGGGAUUAGCGGUCCGUCAAUGAGGAACUACCGGCUCAUCUUCUGCCACAACCUGAAGCAGCCAUAGAUGAUUCAGUGGUUUACUGGCCAGGGGAGGAGAGGAUAGGACACACUUUCACUGCUUCACGACGUGAGGUCUUGGCGGGUUUGUGGUGAGGAGGAGGAGGCCAUGAGGAAGAGCGUGUCUCUGUUGCCAGGCAAUGAGGGCGGGAGCUCAGCCUGCACCACGCGUGUUUUUGGCGUUCCAUUGGAGGAGGUGUCACGCACACACACAAUAAAUGGCCAUGAGGUUCCUGCGCUGGUGAAAGACAUCGUCGACUACAUCGAGGAGCAUGGCCAUCUGGACCUGGAAGGUCUCUUCCUGGUUAAUGGCAACGCAGAGCGCGUGGAUUGGCUGAGACAGCGCUACGACAGCGGCGAAGAGGUGGAACUAGAGAAGGAGGCUGACCUGGCAUCAGCGGUCAGUUUGCUCCGACUCUUCCUGCAGGAGCUUCCUGAGCCCGUUAUUCCAACAGCGAUACAGGGACACAUAUUACAGCUACACCAAGAUUACAGCAGUGAGGAGGAGUUGUGUAGAAACUUGAAGUACCUGCUGCAGCAGCUUCCCCAGCUCAACUACGGCCUGCUGCGUUUCCUCUGCCGCUUCUUGUCCAGCGUUGCAUCUCUUCAGCAGGAAAGCUGGAACGUCGGGGCGCUGGCCGCCGUCUUCGGACCAGACAUCUUCCAUCUGUCAACAGAAGGAGAGGACAUCCGGGACCAGGAGUCGGUAAGCAGAGUCCUGGCAGAACUGUUGGACAACCAGGAGGGCCUGUUUGACUCGGAGGAUGACGAUGUUUCUACUACCAACGACUACAGCUCCAUCACCGAACAGAUCACAGAGCUGUUGGAUGAUGACAAGUGUGAGGCAGAAUGUGAAGAGCUGCCUCAGGACGGGGAGGAGGGUCCUUCCUCCUCCGACUCACCACAACACACUCACGCUGAUGACAGCCCUGCAGCCAGCUCCCACCUCUCCUCCAUACCCAUCCUGCCUGCCGACUCUGCUGAGAUCAUACAGCGAACCAUCAGGGCUGCAGUGGAGCAGCACUUCUUUGAGCUGAAAACAUCCAUCGACCAUGGCCUCAGCAACUAUGACAGCCAGAGAGUAAGUCCCAGUGAGAGUGCAGAUGAGGGUUGCCAUGGAGACGGGGAACAACAGACAGAACCCGAGGACAGUCCCUGUGACACAGAAGGGGAGACCCCACUCACGCAGACAGAGGAACACGUGCAACAAAGCCAAACGGACACACAGGAUUCACUGGACUCUAACACCACCGUGGCUGAGAGCUUAGGAAUGGAUCUGGAUGCGGAGGCUGUCAGAGAUGCCGAGAACAACAUCAACACUGCCAGGCAGGACAAUCAACCUUGUGAGAACAUGGACCAGACUGACACCAUAAGCUGUGACACAGAUCCAUGCUGCUGUGAUCAGAACGCCAACACCAGCGAGACCAACAGGAAUCACCUGUUGCCAUGCCAACCAAACUCUGGCCAGAACCCCCACCUCCAACUCUUUCCCGACAACCAAUGGGACGCGUCGCCCCCCUCCCAUCUCCACCUCCCUCCCAUAGAUUUCUCAUGUAUGCACCUGCAAAAAGAAGGCCAAGACCCCAUCCCAGCUUACAAAUCCUGGCACGAUGACAAUGAGAGCGGAGAGGCGCAGCUCUCCCCGCUGGCUGGUCGCAUGGUUCCUCUCCCCCCACUGCCCCUGGAAGAGGAGGGUGAGGACGAGGAUGGGGAUGGAGGGCAGGAAGCCUCCCCUUCCUCCUCUCGCUCCCACCAUCACCAUUUGGCUCGGCGCUUCCUCGACUUUGGCGCGCACAGUGCUCAGCGCUUCCUUCAGCAGGACCCAGACGUCACCUCACCCACCAAAGCGCAGAGGCCACGCCGAGCUUCGUUUGGCUCAAAAGAGGCGAUGAGAGGAGGAGAUGCAGUGACUCACCAACUCACCAAAAAGCUACAGCACCUGAAGAAGAAAAUCAAGCAGUUUGAAGAGCAGUUUGAGAAAGAGAGGAACUAUAAGCCCUCUCAUGCAGAAAAGGCAGCUAACCCCAAAGUCCUCAAAUGGAUGACCGACCUCACCAAGAUACGGAGGCAAAUUAAAGGACGCCAGCACCACCUUUUACCCAGAAGCACGCUGAGGCACCAGGCUUUGCUCCAUUCACACAGACGCCACCAUGCUCCCUCCUCCCCUUCCUCCUCCUCUUUCUGCUCUCCUCCCCAUCACACACUCACCCCCCCGCGCCACCCCUACUCAGGCCUGAACUGUAGACCGUUUCACCUCAACGCCAAACACCGCGCAGAGAGCGAGCUGGGCCCUCAGACUCGUCCUCGGAGCAACACUUUGCCCAAAAGCUUUGGCUCCACACUGGAUCAAGGUGCCCACGACGCAGUGGGGGAGGUCAAGGGUUCACACCCCACCAGGGAGGAAACACUGGAGUUAAUACAACGCAGAGUCAAAGGGAAGAAGCAGGAGGACGGCUGGCCUGAUGAUAUCAAGAAGAUGACAAAGGAGCAGUUGUCCUGUGAGAAAACUGUCCUGCAGAAGAACCUGCUGCACUACGAAGGCCUGCACGGGCGACCGGUGACUAGAGAGGAGCGUCAGGUGGUGAAGCCUCUCUACGAUCGCUACAGAUUGGUCAAGCAGAUGCUCACCAGAGUCAGCAUCACGCCUAUCACAGUGUCCCCCUCCAGCAAGAGGCGGACUCAGACCCUGCAGCCAAUCAUAGAAGGUGAAACAGCUCAUUUCUGGGAGGAGAUCAAAGAGGAGGAGGAGGACGAGCAGAAAAGCGGCAGCAGCAGCAGUGGUGGUGGUGGAGUAGGAGGAGGAGAGGAAGAGGACAAGGAGGAGGAGGAGAGGGUUGAGGACGAAGAGGAGGAGGAGGAAGAGGACGAAGAGAGCAGCGGUGGGGAAAUGCAGAGCCCCGACGUCAUCAUGGCCGUGGACCUCGUGUCCCCGGCCAACAGGCAAGGGAGGAGCCAGACCCAAACUGACAGCGACUGUUCAAUGAGAGCCAAGCUAGAGGAGGGGUCGGGGAGGCUGGCGCUGGACCUGCGACUCUCGAGCUCCAACGCUUCAUCCAUGCCAGAGCUGCUGGAACAGCUGUGGAAGGCCAGAGCAGAGAAGAAGAAAAUGAGGAAGACCAUCAGAGAGUUUGAGGAAGAUUUCUAUCAGCAUAACGGAAGAAAUGUUCAGAAAGAGGACAGGGUGCCCAUGCUGGAGGAGUACAGAGAGUACAAGAGAAUCAAGGCCAAACUCCGCCUCCUGGAAGUCCUAAUCAGCAAACAGGAUUCCUCCAAAUCCAUCUAGCCCCGCCCCCACCCGACACAAUCACUCACCGCAGCGAGGAACCGCCCCAGGAUUUUCCAUCACUGACUACACGGAGACGAGUUUAAGACGCCUGCAGUCACGUCACGGACAAAAACGCGUCCAGAGCGACAGUGUCGCCGAGAGGUCGAGGUGCAUUUUAGGGACUUUGGCAUGUAACCUGUGAAGUUAGCAUUUCUCAGACUGCAGUCCAACACUGGCUGUUGACAGCAUAGGUGUUAGAACAAAGAAUAAAUACAAUUAGGAAGCCUCCGUAUUUCGUUUCUUUAGACUUCAAGUCUACAAAAACGAGCCGAGAGCCUGAAGUAAGUGAGACGCAAAAUGACAUUUAGUCAUUUCUCCAUGUCGUGACUGCAGCGCCACCUUCAGUGCAACCUCACAAUCAGCCAGUCUGUGCUGCCUCGUCUCAUUCUCGAAACCACAGAGAAAAAUCUGCAUCAACACUGUUUCUUGGUUUGUCUUCAUCAGACUAUUCGCGUCUCACGUCCUCGUCUGGAGGAAACUAAACUUAUUUUUUUUUCUGAUUUUGAACAUUUCACACACACUCUUCACUUAAGACACGCGUGUUUGUUUGGGACAAUUCUUUCACGGAGUCACGAUUUUAAAAACACAAAAGGAGGCCAUUGAUUUCUUUUUUUUUGACUGAAGAUUGAAUGUCUUCACAUCCCGAACACUUCAGACUGAUUUUAAAUUAAUUUAAAACGCAUGUUUUUUGCGUGUUUUAUUGUAAAAAAAAAAAAAAAUCCUACUAAAAAAACCAAACCAUAUACACAAGUACGUUUGUUUGUUUGUUUGUUUGUUUGUUUGUUUAAGAGACACUGCUGUUUAUGUUGAAGGAAAAAUCUGUCGCAUUCUACAAAAAGGGAAGAAAAAAAAGUGUUUGGACUCCCAGUGUGAUUCUCAUUCUCAGCAUUUUGUUUCUGACGGGCAGAAACACAACUUUUACUUCCUUUCUUCAGAGUUAUCUUUUUUACGUCAUAUCCUUGUGAUUUAGAGAUUUCUGACGGGAUCUAAAAAGGAUUAAUACGACAAGAGUUGGCUUUUCCGCGCAUGUUUUCGCUUCUUUUUUCACCCGCCUGAGACAGUGACAUUUUUACAACAUGGAGAUUGAGUUUUUUUGCUUUAAACACAAAACAAAAGGUUGUAUAAUUAAUUGGAAUGGAAUACAGGCAGCGUUCACUGUCAGCACUGAUUUUAAAACAUCUGUGGAUGUCUUUGACUGGAAGCAUUAGAGAGAAAGAGACGAGGACGUUUCACAGAGGUGUUACUCUCGAGUUUUGUUUUUCCUGCUGGCAGGUAAAAAGGUGACGAAGAUGAAGAGUCCAUUUUGAGGGUUUGCUACAUGCCAAUGACUUUGUCCUCUGCGGUGUCAUUACUUCAAACGCGGGACAAAGACAUUUCCAACUGUAGCUUAAUUUGGCUUUGGGAAGGGUUACGUUAAUUAAGUGGCUAAAGUCUGAUUGUCAGAACCUUGGUGGCUGAUUUGAUCGUCGCGUUGUAGCCGCUGAAACAUACACACAAAAAUGUGCUUUUCUUACUGUAUCCAUGGACGUUUAUCGGCGAGCUUCAGCAGCCAUGGGGGGGGGGGGGGGGCGUAAGCGUAUGUUUGUCGGCAUGGAAACAAACAGAGGUCAUUUGAGUUAAAUGUUAUUUGCACAGCGUUCACAGAAUGCAGCCCUUUUCAUUUUGGUUCUUUUUUUCAUUUUUAGUUCUAAAAAUGAAGCACUACUUCUAUAUAAAUAUAAAUAUAUAUAUAUACUGUACAUAAAAGAAAAAAGUAAACAUACACACACACACCCGAAGGAAUGAAUGUCAGAAAUGUUUAAAUUAUUUCAAACAUUACGUUUGGCCCCCUUUGGUUUAAUUAUAUAUUUGUGAUGCCCUGAAAAUGUUUCUCUUUUUUAAUCAUUAUAAAUACUGCUAUUACUUAACCAUAACCCAUGACUUUUUGUGUGAUAAUGAGGAUAAUAAGAAUAUUAAUCCUGUUGUAUUUACUUACUAACUGUAAAAAAAACAAAAAAAAUUACAGCUGUUGAAGUUAGUCUGGCACUGUGUGUGUGUGUGUGUGUGUGCGCGUGUGUGGCUAAUCAAACACGCUCUAUUUCUGAUUUAUUUUUGUUGCUCUUUGUAAGACAAAAAAAAAGUUCUAAAACUAACAGAGCUGUAGUGAGCUUGCAUGGCAAAUGAGAACAUACUAGUGCAAAAUAACACAUGUCAUAUUAUGUCAUUGUCACACGUGUCACAGUGCAGUAACAAUAAGGGACGGCUUUGAUUGUUUCGUUUUAAAAGUCAAUGAUUGCACUGAUUAAAAUACACCAGUCUUAUUACCACUAGGUGGCAGCAGCAAGCAUUUUUGUUUUGUGACUGCAUGUGGGUGGUUUGAAGCUGCUCCUCUAAAAUCAACUCGCUUUGGGAGCCUCCAACGUGAUUACAAUUUACCAGGAUCAUUGAAUGCAUCACACGUGCUGUGAACUGCAAUUAUGUUUCGCAAUAUGACGCCCGUCAUUCUCUUUUGAUCCACAUGGUUUUAGUGAUUGCUGUGUGAUAUUUGUGUAUAGAUCAGGACAAUAUUUUAUCUAAAAAUGGUAAUUUGACGCACAAGACAUAAUCUGAACCCUGCGUUACUUUCACAAAAUGCGCUGCUGCAAUUUCGAAUAUUGACUAAUGAUCCGGCGAUUAAUCAAAAAGCAGUUUUGCUUGAAAUGUCCAUCCCGAGUAACAAUAAUACAGUCAAAGGUAUGGGAGGGAAAUUUGAAACUAUCUCAACUCUAACUUCCAGCGUGGUAAUAACAACGUAAUAAUGUUGUAAUAAAGAUAAUAUUACAGUCGUAAAAACGUAGGUAAACGCUUCUUAAAAGACAAUUAGAAUGCGAAUUAAAGUUGAAAUUUAACUUAUUAUGUUCUACUAACUUGUCAUUACUAAGCUGUUACUUGCUCAUUUCUAUAGAAAUGACGCGUUUUUACCGUAAUGUUACGUGUUAUGUUGUUUUUGUUACUGCACUGUGAUGUUAAAGUGUCACCAUUGUUGUGUUAUUUGUGCCAUGAAGAAGCAGCAAUAAUAAAACUGUGUGGAGGUUUUUAAAAAAGAAAGUGUCGGGUCACAAUGACUUUCAUCAAUGUUUUAGGUGCUUUCCUUUCACAUUUUAACACACACACACACACACACACUCUGUUUUUACCACUCGUCAGCGCCACUGAAAAUAACCAAAACUACACAACAAAACAGGUGAAGAGGGACUGAAAAGCCAAUGACGUAUCAAUGUGUUGUAUCUCAAAACAUUCCAAGUUUUUAUCGCCACCGUUUCAAAAAGAAAAGUGGAAGCAUCAUCUGCAGAUUUUGUUUUCAUUGGCACGUCAGUCAGUCAGUCAGUUGCUCGCGACAUAACAGUAAAACUGUAAACAUGUAUUCUGUUUAGGUCGGUGUGAAGAUUUUUUUUUUUUUUUAAAUCACACUUACCCCGCCUGACGUACACGGAUGUUUCUCACAUGCAAACACGCACACACAAACACUGUGUGGAGUUCACAGCAGAGGUCACUGUCAAUGAGGUCGGCUCCUCCUCCUCCUGGAAGAAAAAAGCAGACACUUUCAAUAUUAGUGUUUUUUAAGUCUGUGGUGUGAUUUUUCUGAGAAAAUGCAGACUUCAAUAUUAGUCAGAGUUGAAUUAAGUGAAGUUGACACUGAUUUUUGCUGUGUUUUCCUCCUCCAUGUGUGUUUUAUCACAAUAAUAUAUUGUAUGUACUGUGUGUGUAAAUGUUUUCAUACUUUGUGAAUGUUGUUCUCUUAUUUCUUCAUUAACAAAACGGAUGAGAAAAUACAAUCAUUAACAGACAUUUACACAUGAAAAUAAAAACGACGACAAGCUUGCCACAUCA